Messenger RNA from Diaporthe batatas, 4649 nucleotides. RefSeq lists its product as uncharacterized. The transcript has 2 exons. NCBI's taxonomy places the organism in Eukaryota, Fungi, Ascomycota, Sordariomycetes, Diaporthales, Diaporthaceae. The record is from RefSeq and is a predicted model, not a curated record. The coding region runs from base 1128 to 2816 and encodes 562 amino acids.
UGCUCACUGCUCACUGCUCACUGCUCACUGCUGGGCUCUUGGUAAUGUUUUCUAUCCGCUCUCUCGGUCCACCAGAAUUCCUUUCGCAUCUCUUUCUUUCCCUUCCUUUCCCUCUCAAACGCCUUUGCUUCCUCUUCCCCUCGUCCUCCUCAACUCUCCUCCGCCUUCUCGCUAAUCAUGACUUCAAGGCCUGUGUCCCGCUCCCGGAUUCUGUCCCUUCCCGGCUUCCCGUUCCAUCUGUCUUCGCCUCUCCCUCUUUGAUAAAACGACCUAUACCCGCAGACUGGCUGGCCGACGCAUACAUAUCUGCCCAGGAUCUCCGGGUACAUAGUACUUCCCUUGUACAUCAUCGGCCGAGGCCAUUCUUCCCCCGUCGCCCUCCUAAUUCCGCUCUACAACAGCCGUGCUCAUACCUACAACCCCCUUAAUUCUUGGCUCAGAAUCCGGUUCCCACAAAAAAAAUAAGUCUCGUUGCAUUUUCUGGCGCCUCAUUUGCUUUGGCGGUGUGGAUGCAGCGCCCAAAACACAUCACCUUGACCACUGGCCCCUGAGUGGCCCUGUCGCAUAAUCGCACUCGAUCCAGCAACUCUACAGGGUGCAAAUCUCGUACCGGACUCAUCUUGGGCAACCGAACCCAAGCAAACCAGUGCCUCUCCGCCCACCUUCACAAGUCGACACAUUCAGCGUCGACCUGCGCUCUGAGGCAUGUUUGCGACACUGCACCACAAUCACUUUCAGGCCACCAUAUCGAGCAACUAUCCGAUAUCAAAAUCUUCGUUCAGGCGUUGACUUUCACACCUACGCAGAGACCAACAGGGUUUUUUUUCUCCCUUUUUUGACUUCGCCCACAGGCCUAACGCUUGGUCGAUUCGAGGGACAGAAGCUGUUAUGUGCCCUUUGGUUGGUUUGCGAUAGUAUCAGAGAUUUGGUCGCACAUCAUCACUAUUUAAUCCUGCUUCGUUGACAGCCUUUCGUCGUCUUGCCCAGUUAUCGGCCCGACAAGCGCAUCCCCGAAAGCAGUCACAUUGGAUCUCACGAAUCAUGACGAGCUAGUCAAGCGCUCCAAACCGUCUUCGAUGAAUUUUCAAGCCAACUAGUGUCUCAUUGUACGACACGGUACCUUCGACAUGGAGGCCAUUGUCGAAGCUCUUGAGCAGCUAUUGCCCAAGGGCAUUGUCUUCGACUCACCUACCAUCUAUGCCGAAGUCGCCAAAUUACCAGUCGUGCCACUUGAGGAUAUUCAUCGCCACUGGAAGACAUAUACCAGAACGCACAAAAGUCUGCACGAUCCCACUGCCUGUCGCCUCGAGAACUUUUGGUGGCAUGUCUGGGGAAGCAACAGGAGAAAUCUCAGCGGCAAGACCCUCGCACGUAUAUGGGAGCAGAUCGCUUCCGGGCCAACCUUCGUUCCACUAAGAGGGCCACCAAACCGUUGGGAACCACCCCCCAAGCCUACACGGAGUAUGCAUGAGUCUGACUCGGCACAACCAGUCCAAGUCCAUGCCGUAGGUAGCCAGACAUCCGAGACACAGACGAGCAUCGGAAAGGGGGCAAUCUAUGGAUUGACACCGUCCUCGUCGAGACCCCCGCCAGCACACACAAUUUUGAAGAAGCCUAGAGGGCCUUCAACUUCUGGCCCGAGACCGACUGCCCGAUUCGUUGAUGUCCCAGAUUCAGAGGACGAAACGCCGCAGCAAGACGGAGGAGACAGUGCCGGCAUUUCGACCAAGAAAAAAACCGACGUUCGUGCAUCAUCUAGCUCCAUCUCACCGGCAAAGGUCGAUAGGAAGACCGCGCCCAAAAAGUUUGUGGCGUCGUCUGCUGCGUCGAAGAGACGACCCGUCUUGCCAAGAAGACAGAGCUCGCAAUCGUCGACCGGUUCUGCGACUGCUUCUGACCCUAGUCCACGGGAUGCAGCUUCUGCGUCGAGAAACUUUUCUAGCCAACAGUCGUCCAACUUGAGUAGCAGAGACUCUAGCCCAUCAAAACGACAGAACGGCUCGGGCCUGCCGUCACACACGGCAGGGUUGGCAUCUCGCUCCAGAGCGUCUGGGAAGAAUCCCCAGGUCCUUGGUUCUGGGAGAGAGUCUACAUCAGCAAGCAGCCAGGACGCCAAUUUUCAAGGCGGGUUGCGGAAAUCAGCCCCAACAAGCACGCUGUCGCCAGCGUCCAAGGGCGUCAGCUGUCAGCCAAAUCUGCCUCAAUCCCAGGGCGCUCCAGGAGAAAUUACGAAUGCGAAAGUGCUUGGAAAGCGCCCAGAAUUGGUUGCCUCGCCUUCCGGGAGAAAGGUUCCUACACGACAGGGCAUCAUAUUGGGUGAUUAUGAUGGGCGAUUAGGGAUGCAAAGGUCGCCGCCACGAUCCGUACCGCAGUCCAUGCAACCUACCGCGAGUGCUGGCAAUCCAGCUGGCACGAUCGAAACGAGCCGACGGAGGGGUGCGCAACAAGACAAACCGCGGGACUGCAAUGGGCAGGGUGAUGCGGCCAGCUCCAGUGCUGCACCCAAGAUGGCCCGGUCGAGAUCAAAUAACGAAUCAAAGCGGACGAGCUCCGGUGGUCUCAAAUCCUCGAGCGUCGUGGGGCUGUCGAAUAUUGCCGUUGCUGGAGGUUUUGACUUUGAGACCCCCAAAGCACGCCCUUCGAAGGAUGACUUGCCGCCCCUUGGAGCAGACCAACCUGACAUUCGAGCAUCAUCUCUCCUCGACUCGCGAUUAACACCGACGGAGCCUAGUCCAAACCCCCCACCACCACUGGGCCGAUCCAAAUCCCAGUUGACACUUGUGCUGGAGCGAGAAAAAGCGAAGAAUAAAAGAUAGGCCCGGAACUGGUCCUGGAAUGUCGACGCGGCACAUAUAGUCACACGGCUACCGGCUGCAAGGGCCCUUGGAGACCGAUCUCGACUGAUCUCCAACCGAGACUGCAUUGAUACUGGCGUUUGUUCAUACUCCUGAAGAUCAGAUUUUGAUCAGUCAUGGACGGGCGAGUCGCCCUGCCAUUUAUUUACACAAGGCGCAUUGUACAAUAUGUAUUCCAACAGGCAGACUUGGAAUAAGUCUGGCAUCAUAUCCCCCGGGGUUACUAGACUCGGUAAGCCUUCACAGGCAACAUGCAUUAUAGGGGAAUUCUGGCAAUGUAAUCAGAAUGAUGCCACCUCAUCUCAGCUUGAACAGUGCAAACGCAAACAGGAGGGUGAAGGGCCGGGAGAAAUCGACAGCAUGUACCUCUCUCUGUACGAGCACAUACCCGUCAAGCCAUGGUCAGCCUUGUGUAUGCCAGGGAGUUAUCUCUCUUGUUCACCAGCUGCCCCUUCAUCAGGUAUGAGAGAUGUGCUGGGACCCGAGAAGCGGUUGUUGGCUGCUAGCUACUGCUGCGUAUGAUGCUGUAACAAAGACCUCUCCGCGGACGGAGGAACGGUCAUCUUACCCCUUACUAGGCGGUAGAUAGAUGCAUUAACCCAGACGCGCCUCGGUCCAUAAUGGCGAGAGCUGGCCAAGCUAGGUGAGAGCAUACUGUUGUACCCCUUGCUCCCGCCCAGGUGCCGCCUCUCUCCCCCGGCCACAGGUCCCGUUGGGGGCAGGGGGCAGGGGGCUUGAGAAGGGUUCCAGUGUUGGUGACCGGCUGGUCGUCUUUGCAACGCCUAGUGUAUGUGAAGUACCUACACUGCAACUUACUAAGGAUGCCUCCCCCCACACACACGCACACACAACGAAAACCCGUUGUGGAUUUGUGUGUGUGUGUGUGUGUGUGUGUGUGUGUGUUGUUUAGAUGUGCAGGGUAUGUGCUUCAGCAGGGUGUCGUCGAAGGAUUCACGCCACCCAGGGAAGCGAAACCUUAAAGGGCUUCCCUCACUGGGCCUGGGGCUCUUGGGAGGGUUGCAGUUGGCACUGGGGAGCUUGGUGAGCAUGGGUGUUGUGGAGGUUGCACGUGGGAUGGUGCAACUUGGUGGAGGGCAGGCCGGGGAGGGGACGGAACGGAUGUUUGACCACCACCACCACCACCAACCCCCACUCCUUAUUACCCAGGUACUUAAGUACUUAGACAGCAGCCCCGGCAGGGUGGCUGCUGCCAGCUGGGCUGGACACCCCCACGUCCUGGGGCGGACAAGUUUGUUGGAGGGGUUGGGACUUGGGGAGUUCCCCCACGCUUAUGUUAUGUCACCUACUUAAGUACACAGUGCACCGAAGUCCUCCGUCGGCCGAUACUCCCUCUAUACAAGUGCUCUCCACUGGUGUGGGAUGUUUGGAUUUGUUAUCUUCUUUGUUGUCCUUUGGUUGAGAUCAAGUAAGAUCUCUGAGCCUCGAAACUCCCUACGAACACAUGGUUUCUACAUUGUCAAUUUAACCGCUCUCUGGAACAGAGAUACGGCUACAACUGCAAGUUGCUUUUGUGGCUUGUCAACCUUCGCGGGCAUUGGCUGCCGCUGUUUACAGUCCCAAGCUUUCCGUGAUUCUUUCCAGCUUUCAUAAAAACAGUCUUUUGAAUAGAUUGAUCAAUGAGUUCUACGAUCAAGACAUUCAGAACUGUCUCUUUUCAUUUGUCAGUAGUCAUUUUCUGUUGUCUAGGACAAUGGUCCUCCUUCACAUGCCUAUAAUGUUGUGUAUGUAACCAGACAGACAUAUUGCGGGCCAUUUCAUCACCUCCAUAUACCA